This is a messenger RNA of Carica papaya (papaya), 2807 nucleotides long. RefSeq names its product Leucine-rich repeat protein kinase family protein (gene PRK1). Lineage: Eukaryota; Viridiplantae; Streptophyta; Magnoliopsida; Brassicales; Caricaceae. The record is from RefSeq and is a predicted model, not a curated record. Gene Ontology annotation, molecular function: protein binding; ATP binding; protein kinase activity. Gene Ontology annotation, biological process: protein phosphorylation.
UUCAAAGGUAACCCGCGGAUAUUUCUUUGAAGAACUGACCAGUCAACAAUCCCUCUUCCCAUGCAAAAACCUUGAGAAGACUUCGUCAACUCUAAGCCAGCAAGGCACCUUCACCUCUCUACCUGUCUCUGUUUCAUUCUCUAACUUAUUAGAUAAUCUCAGCCGUUCAUCAUUAAAAUCUAAUCAGAAAGAAAAAUUUACAGAUAAUUCUCUGGUAAAAAAUUUCAUCCGGACCAAUCAAAUUAUUCAAACCAAGCACGUCCUAAAUGAUUCUGAUUCUCUGAAACUAUCUUUUUUUCUGUCCUUUGUCUCUGACUAUGCAUGCAUGUAGGCAGCCUGUGUGUAAUUCUGAUUCAGUUUUCUAUUCUUAGAAACCUCCAUUUUCUUCUCCUUCUCUCUCAUUUUCUUUGCCACUCAAUUCAUCUCCUUUCCCUUCUCCCCUGUUUCUUCUCCCCUCAUUACUUCCUCGCCCGCUCUCGCUCCCCUUUCCUUCUCAAGGGCGCGCACGCCGCCCCGACUCGUGCGCGUACCUCCUCCUCUCAUGGCUUCCUUGCGCCAUCCUCACCACCUUCUUUUUCUUCUCUUCCUUUGUUUUUCUCCUCUCGCUGCUGAUUUCUCAUCUGCUGUAUCAGACUCCGAGGCCCUCCUCGCCUUCAAAUCCUCCCUCAAAGACGAAACCAACGCUUUAUCCUCCUGGGAAAACACCUCCUCCCCCUGCAAUGGCGAAGUCGCCAACUGGGUUGGCGUUCUCUGCAACAAAGGCGCAGUGUGGGGCGUCCAGCUGGAGAACAAAGUGCUUUCGGGGACUAUCAAUGUCGACGCAUUGAAGGAUUUGGCUAACUUGAGGACUCUAAGCUUCAUGCAAAAUAAUUUCCAAGGGUCAUUGCCGGAGAUUAACAAACUAGGUGUGCUGAAAUCUCUCUAUCUGUCAGGAAACCGGUUUUCCGGGCAGAUUCCGGGGGAUGCUUUUAAAGGGAUGUUGUCAUUGAAGAAGGUUCACUUGGCACAGAAUGGUUUUACGGGCGGUAUUCCGGCUUCAUUAGGGUCUUUGCCGAAGCUUAUUGAGCUGAGGCUUGAAGAAAACCAGUUUACUGGCGCCAUUCCUGAAUUUGACCAUCAGUUGCAGGAUUUAAACAUAUCUCAAAAUGCCCUCACAGGUCCUAUUCCCCGAGCUCUUACCAACAUGAAACCCGAUUCUUUUCAAGGGAAUAAGGAUCUAUGCGGACAACCAUUAAACGCGUGCGCUACACCUCCCGCUCUCGUCAGCGCGAGUCAGCCGAAUCAGCCGACUCAGCCGGCCGCCAUUACCAGCAAGAAGGUUCCAGUGUCGGGAAUAGCCGUCAUGGCGGUAAUUUCAGGCGCCGCCACUCUAGCCAUCCUUCUCGCCGUUUUCAUGGCUGUACGCAAACGGCAGAACCGAGCUGACUCAAUCGAGGCACCGACGCCAUCAAACCUUCAAAAGAAGAGCGGAAUCAGGGACUCAGACCAGGCGUCACAGGCCUCGUCGGAUAUUUCUGGAAGUAUGGGGAAGAAGCCAGAUGGCACGAAGCUGUCGUUCGUGAGGGACGAUAGGGAAAAGUUCGACCUUCCGGAUUUGCUGAAGGCAUCGGCUGAGAUUCUGGGUAGCGGCUGCUUCGGGUCGUCGUACAAGGCGGCUCUUGUUACUGGUCCGAUAAUGGUGGUGAAGAGGUUCAAGCAAAUGAACAAUGUGGGGAGAGAGGAGUUUCAGGAACAUAUGAGAAGGAUUGGCAGGUUAAGACAUGUGAAUCUUCUUCCUUUAGUGGCUUACUAUUAUAGGAAAGAGGAGAAGCUCUUGGUUACUGAUUAUGUUGAGAGAGGAAGCUUGGCUGUUCAUCUCCAUGGUCAUCAAACUUUGGGGCAGCCAAGCCUAGACUGGCCAAUCAGGCUAAAGAUCAUCAAGGGAGUAGCCAGGGGACUUCAGUACAUCUAUAAAGAGCUACCAAGCUUAAUCGCACCUCAUGGUCAUUUAAAAUCUUCAAACAUUCUACUUAGUCAAAAUUCUGAGCCCCUCCUUACUGAUUAUGGGUUGAUCCCUGUGAUCAACCAAGAGAGUUCUCAAGAAUUCAUGGUGGCCUACAAAUCCCCUGAAUACAAGCAACUCGGCCGCAUCACAAAGAAGACUGAUGUCUGGGGCUUUGGUAUACUCAUUCUCGAGAUCUUGACCGGGAAAUUCCCGACUAACUUUGUGCAAAAAGGGAAAGGAAAUGAAGAAGAUUUGGCAACAUGGGUGAACUCAGUUUUCACCGGAGAGUUUUCCACAGAGGUUUUUGAUAAGGAGAUGGAGGCUGCAAAGAACAGUGCAGGUGAAAUUGUGAAACUGUUGAAGAUCGGCCUCGCUUGCUGUGAAUCAGACGUGGAGAAAAGGGUGGAUUUAAAGGAGGCAAUUGAGAAGAUUGAAGAGUUGAAGGAGAAGGAAGGAGAAGAUGAUUUCUACUCUUCUUAUGCUAGUGAAGCAGAUGCCAAGUCUUCAAGAGCAGUGUCUGAUGAUUUCACUUUUUCAUGAUUGGUUACCAAUUCUUUUUUUUUUUUCUCGGCUAAAAAUUUAUUUAAUCUCUUUCGAUUUCAAUUUCUCUUUAGUGGGGGGAUUUAAAUUAAUUAAUGGGUUUUUCUUAAUGAAAUCUGUUUGAGCAAUUUCAGAGUGUACAAGAGGGGUGGAGGUUUUCAGGGUCUGGUGCAUGUGCAGGUGCUGUGUGCCAAUUUUUCUUUUUCUUCUAAGAAGCUGUAGGGUGGAAAGUUGCAGUUGAUAUGGGGUUGUUUGGUCAAUGCAAUCUAAUUUUUGUUUUUCA